AUGACGAGGUGGAUGCGAUUACUAGUAUGGGGCUGCACAAUAACCUCGAUUUUUGCCCAACCUCCCCAACACAGCGAAGAGUGCCUGAAAGCGAGCAAACAGUGCGAAGAGAAUACAGAUUGCAUUCACAGAUUGGCCGUGCUACAGUCUGCAUGGUAAGCAAUGGUUGUAAAUGUUAGUAUUUUUGUAAAGUUAUCUUGCAACCACUUUGCGGGCAGCCAAAAUUUACCGAUUAGCAUUAUGAUUUUUCUACCGUAAUCUUCACAAUAUGUUGGAAAUUUUGCAUUGUAAACUCCCUGGUACCCGUUAGCCCACGAAUCUACUGAAUUCAAAUACCCCUUUCAAAUUUAUGGAAGUUUUUUCAAAAAAUGCUUUUGGAACCUUUAAAAAAAAUGGUUACUAUUCAAGCCAUUUUUUAUAUUGUGACCCCCAGGCCACCUCCCCCCAGAAUUCGUGGUCAGCUACGCCCCUGACUCCAUACAACGAAACGUUUUUUUAGAAAGUAAUUUUUGGGCCUCUGCAAUUCGUUGUGCAGAGGUUUGACUUAAUAGGUGUGCUGCUCAAAAGCAACAUUAAUAAACCUUAAAAACCACCGUUUUACCGCCUCAUUUUUCCAGUGUAACCAACACCUGUCAACCGCAAUGUCGUGAAUCGGCAUUAAAUCUGUAUCAAAACCGGGAAGGACGUCAGCUCCUCCGCACCGACGCCUCAUGCGUCCCCGGACGCUAUGAGCUGGAGAAGUGCGGCCUGUUGCCCACCCGCUCGCCGAAACACUGCUCCAUGGCGAAGCUGGUCUGCGAGACGGACCUGCAGUGCAACGCGAAGUGGGAGGUGUUCAUCAGCGAAUGCGAGGGCGAGACCAACCAAGGACGGUGCUCGGAGCAGUGCCGACAGCACCUGAAUGCGACGUUGAGCACCGCGAACGGCGCCGACUUGAAGACCUGCACCUGUACGGACAAGGAAGACCAGAGAUGCCUGCAGUUGAAGGAUAUCACGCUGAGAACCUGCUUGGAGGCUGUAAGUUUUGAUUUACGUUUUUUGCUACUGAAUGUGUUCCGUCACUGCAACGGGGGAAGUAGCCCAAGUGUGACGCUCAGAAAAUCUGUGCGUAGCACUUCAAAAACGUCGCGUCCCGACUUUGUCGGUCGACAACAGCUCGGGUCAACACAAAGCCAAUCAAUACAAGGCCUAGAACAGUCGGAGAGCCAAGAAAGGUGGUAGCAGUUGCCUACUGGGCCUGCAAAGCCCGUUGAAUGCUCGAAUUUUCGGCGAAGACAAGACUUACAGUAUGACCACUUUCUCAAAUUUUAACUCUGUAUUGCUAGCCCUAAUUUCCUUAAUCCUCAGUUAUGGUAGAUUGGAAAGGGCUAAAAAUCACUACAGAGAAGACCCAAAGUAUCGCCGACCCGAACUGUCGUUGACUCGAAAAUUCGUAGCGCCCUUCCCUUAUAAACAAUUCACGCUCUAACCCCUCAAAUUUACAGGACAAGCCCAAGCCCACUCCGCCGCCGUUCGUUGAGACUAAUCGCGUGACGGAUGUGGAUAAUGAGAUCGACUCGCGACGUCCCGCCAAUGCCGAUCCCCGCGAUCUGCCCGAUUCGGCCGCUCAAAUGGCUCUCUCCGCAUCGCUCGUCCUAGUCAUGUUGCUGUUGGCUCAAGCAUAG
Bursaphelenchus xylophilus (pine wood nematode) is the source of this 1664-nucleotide messenger RNA. Lineage: Eukaryota; Metazoa; Nematoda; Chromadorea; Rhabditida; Aphelenchoididae. The record is from the annotation of a GenBank genome assembly.